Messenger RNA from Fundulus heteroclitus (mummichog), 6664 nucleotides. Its product is annotated as fidgetin. The record is from RefSeq and is a predicted model, not a curated record. Gene Ontology annotation, molecular function: ATP hydrolysis activity; ATP binding; microtubule severing ATPase activity. NCBI's taxonomy places the organism in Eukaryota, Metazoa, Chordata, Actinopteri, Cyprinodontiformes, Fundulidae. The transcript has 2 exons. The coding region runs from base 1 to 1434 and encodes 477 amino acids.
AUGAAAUGCUACCCUGUCAUGGAGAGUUACGCUGCGGCGGGAUGUAACGGCACGGACUGGGUGGGUUAUCAGCGUAGAGGCCAAGGAGAGAUGGAUUCAUCUUAUGGUAACUUUGGCUAUCCCCAGGCAAGGAGCUCAACAGAGAGUCCCAUGUACAGGGUGGCAGACAGCAGCAGUUCAAACGGAGGAUCUAACAGCGGAGGCGGGGGUGGCUUCGACAGGAAUCCAGAGAAGUCAUCCCUCCCUUUUAAUCCUCAGAAACAGUCCACAAUGCCAUCAGAUCAGCAGCAGCAGAGAAAGUACAGCAACCAGGCAACAGGUGGGCCGCUGACUCCCCCGACCUACGUUUCCUCCACCCUGGGGGGCUCACGCUCAGCAGACUCUCUUGCCAGCUUCACUUCCCCCUCCCUUAGUGAGCAAGGUGCUGAUGAUCACCGCCUCCAUCUUUCCCACUCUGCUCCAGGGCCUACCUCCUCUUCCUCCUCUGCGUCGUCCCGUCCUGCUGAGGAGCAAUUAAAAACCUGUGACCCUCACCUCCUGGACCUUGUGACCUCAGAAAUCAUUCAGCAGGGCCCUCCUGUGGACUGGAGUGACAUUGCAGGUCUAGAACUGGCCAAAGUUACCUUGAAGGAGGAGGUUCUGUGGCCAAUUCUGCGCCCAGACAUGUUCAGUAGUUUAGGACUGGCCCCUCGCUGCUUGUUGCUGUUUGGCCCGAGGGGCAGUGGCAGGACGUUGCUGGGCCGCUGCCUUGCAAGUCAGUUGGGGGCAACAUUCCUCCAGCUCAGCGGCUCCACUUUGGCCACCAAGUGGCUGGCUGACGGAGAGGAAAUUAUCCGUGCAUCAUUCCUAGUGGCCCGUUGCCGGCAGCCCUCGGUACUCUUCAUUAGCGAGGUGGACAUGCUCCUGUCAGCCCACAUCAGUGAAGAGAGUCCAAUCACCCAACUAAAGGGGGAACUACUAACCCAGCUGGACUCUAUCCUUAUGAGCUCAGGUGAAGACAGAAGCAACCAAGUCUUAGUUAUUUGCUCCACAAGCAGACCUCAAGACAUGGACGAAGGCCUGCGAAGGUACUUUACUCGGAGGGUACUAGUGCCCCUACCGGACAGCGCAGCUCGGCACCAGAUCAUGAACCAGGUCCUGGCGCAAUCCCAGCACAAAUUCUGCUUAAGCGAGGAGGAGCUGGCACUACUGGUGCAGCGUACCGAGGGCUUCUCUGGACUGGAUUUGGCCAGACUCUGCCAGGAGGCCCUUGUAGGUCUGUUACACGUCUCAGCACAGGGCAUGGACAUGACGGGCAUGAUGCCCCGGGGCCAGAUCAGGCCCCUCACCUACCAGGACAUUGAAGGUGUCUGUUGUAAAUUCCAAGCCAGUAUAUCGCAGAAAGAGAUUGACACUUACACUGAGUGGAACAAAAUGUUCGGCUGCAGCCAGUGAACAAAUAGGCACUGCCCUUGAGAAAAAGAGGCUUCCACAAUCCCUCCCCUCAGGGCAUAAGCAUUGUGCUAGAGGGAAAGGCCCACAGAAGGCCGACACGAGCCCGCUGUGUCCUCAGAGACCUGGUUGGACGUGACAACAAGCAAUUUUGCAGUUGAUGAGAGAAAUUUAAUCCCAAUGCUUGACAAGCCAGGCACCGUUUACACAUUUCAAGCAAGUCAGCUUAGACGCCCUAGUGUCCGUGUACAUAUAUUGUAUGUCGUCGUUCUUGAGAUUAAGUUGGCUAUCCAAGUGCCUGAAGUGGUGCUUUCUGAGUUCUCUUAAUUUGCCUCAUAAUCUAAAUUCAUGGCAUGAGCUGAUGAUUAUUAAGAGCUUUAAACCUUCAGCAAAGCGUCUGAAAAACAGAUUGACAGUUAGCGGCGGGGGCCGUUAUUCAUCCUUUUUUUUGUCUUUUGUUGCGGCAAUCCAUUGGGGUGGCAGGAGUCUGGGCCCCACGUCGCGUGUCUGCAAAGCAAACAAACAAACAUGACUAACAAGCAAAUAACACUCAGGAAAGCAUUUGUAAAUUGUACAGUACCUUGGGAAAUCUCAACAAAAAGCACUAAGAUUUGAGAAGAGAAUCUUUCACAUUUAGGUGGACCUCCAGGGGCUGGGAUAAAAUCACAAAGAGGUGACGAUGAAUGUAUUCGAUGUGUUCUGAUCGGUGGAACAUGAUCUGCAGUGAGAGUAAAGCAUUAUGUCUUAGUUACCCGAGUCCUCUGGACCAAUCCUGAAAUGUAUCUCCUUCGUUCUUCAAAAACUCUUAAUACCAUUCUGCUUCACAGUGUUGUUGGAGAUUUUCGAAGCAGGCAGGUGUGCUGAGGCUGUUAGGUGUUGUAGAUAAACAUUGUUCAUAUAACACAAUCUAGGCUGUGUGGUAAUGCUGCUUCGAAGCUGCAUCAGUUCAUCGGGCAUUUAUUUAUAUUUUUUUUUGUCAUACUACUCGUAGGAUUGCUCUAGGAUGUAGAGAAGCAUUCCAAAAAAUCUAAUUUGAAAAUAUACAUGUGAGUUUAAUGGCUAAUUGUAGCCACAUGUGGGACCUAAUCUUCCAACUCUUGGAAUGAAGUAAAGCGCGUUAUCUUUCAAAAUAAUUAUUAUUUGAACUUUUUCACAAUUUGUCAUAUUACAAUAAAUAGUUCUGAGCUAAAUCUGAAAAGUGUGGCAUGCAUUUGCAUUGAACCCUCUUUAAAGUGAUACCCUUGAAUUGCCUUCAGAAGGCACCUAAUCAGUGAGUAGUCCACCUGCGUGUGAUUCUCUCAUUAUAAACGCCGCUGUUCUGUGAAACCCUCCCUCCAGUGAAACACAGCGGUGCCAGCAUCAUGCUGAGGGGAUACUUUCCUUGAGCACGCACAGGAAAGCUAGCCUGAGUUGAUAGAAAAUGGAGGUAUAAUAUUUAUUUUAGAAAAAGUGGCAGUACCUAGAGGUGUAAAGCAGAUGUAGAGGGAACCCCAAAUGCUUUAAUUACAGUGAAGACUGGUUCUACAAAGCAUUUACCCAAAGGUUGAAUUAAAAAUGCACGCCACACUUCUCAGAUAUUUACCUGUAAAACAUUUUGAAGACCAUGUCAGUUUCCGCCCACCUCACAAUUAUUGCUGGUUUAUCUCAGUAAAUUACAUUCAAGCUUGUAGGCGUUGCAGAAUGUAAAAGAAUUCUAGGGUGUGAAUACUUUGGCAAGGCCAUGUCCUAAAAUACAAAGUUACCAUUAGCAUAACAUCCAAGAUGAUUUCCUGUAUCACUUAUAAGACGUAUAAAAUUAAUGCUUGAUAUUAUUUGACAUGAUUUUGCACAUUUUGCUUUGAUUUCUGUCAACCUCCAGGAAGCUGAUGUUUGGUGUCUGUAGUCUAAAGUCCAGGUGAAAUGCCACAUACAUGGCUUGUUUUGCUGUCUCUAAUCUUUCUGUAAAAAAAUGCUACUAAAGUUUAAAGCAUAAAAAGGAAAACAAGAUGCAUUCAUCCACCUGCCUGUUUAUGUUUAUUAAAAGUCAGCUGAGUUAUACUAACUGGUUAGGUUGAUUUGAUUUAGGUCGCUUUCGUUAAAAUUACAUUUGAACAAUGCUAGCAGUAUGAAAAAGAGGAAAGUGAGGGAAAGAAAUGGUUGUCCAUAUGUGUUUGGGUUCUUAUUUAAACAAAAAAUUGGAUUAUUUGCAUUCAGCGCUGGUAGAGAAAUAUACAUUGGUAGGAUAGGAUUCAUUUCAAAUGACAAUGUAAUGUUUUAUUUUUUUUAUUUUUACACAAAACCGAUAUAGAGAAUGGAGUACAAACAAAACGGUGAUCUCAGUUAGACAAACUUUACAUCAUGGGUUCCAGCCUUGAUUACAGUAAUUACAUUAAUCGGUAACGUUUGAUCUGCAGUGUCUAUAGCGUUAGAUACAACCGCUGCCAUGUGGGAGUGUAAAGAUUACCACGCGUCAUUAAACCCAUUUUGAUGAACUCUUCUUUAGAUGAGCAUAAUAAUAGACCGCAGUGUAAAUGUCAGGUUGCAUUCACGAUAAAAAAAACAUUUAUUUAUUGUUUGACGACCACAAAUAAACCACCCAUGUUUCCCAAAUUACUAUCUUGAUGAAGUUUCCUUGUUACCGCUACAUAUUUUAACGUAUUUUGUUGUGAUUUCAUGUGGUAGAGUAACACAAAGUGGUUCAAACUACUGAUUGUAAAGCAAAAGGAAAAGCAUACAUGCUUUACAAGCCAUACAGGAGACACUGCAAACGUGUCAGAUGCGAUCCAAAGGAAUCUACAUGCAAAACAUUGAAUGGGGUGAAAAAAUCAAACCACUAUCCCCACAGUAAAAUACGGAGCCCCUAAAGGGACACCGAAGAGGAAUAAAAAAAUAAUAGUUUCUCGUGCGCACUAGAUAGUUUCUCGUGCGCACCACGCAGUAUAAAGCUUGUUACUCCACAUUACUCCAGACUUUUUGAAUUGAGAAAGCUUCCUGGAGAGGAAGCGAAACGUCUUCAACUACGGAAAACAAGUCCAGUUACUUUGUUUUUUACUUUUUUUGGAAUGAAAUAGACCACAGGACUUCAGGAUACGUUUUAUGUGACGUUCGGACACAACAUAACUGUGACGUCUUGCAAGCAAUGCAGCAAUGUCUUUGUAUGGUAGCCCAAACUAAAAAUAUAGCGCAAUUAGUUCAUCUACAUCCAUUCUAAUGUGCACGAGAAAGAAUCUGGUGCGCAUGAGAAACUAAGUGGUGCGCACAAGAAACUAAGUGGUGCGCACACGAAACUAAGUGGUGCGCACGAGAAAGUAUUAUUUUUUUAUUUCUCUUCGGUGUCCCUUUAGGGGCUCCGUAGUAAAACACAGUGGUGGUAAUAUCACGCUGUGGAUAUGUGUUGGAAUCAGUGGUAAGGAGGAAAACUAGGGUCCUUAGAUUCAAUUUGAGUGAACUUUGGUUGUUUUGGAAUCGGAAAAAGAAAAACCGCCUGAAAAAUGUUGAUGUGCAAAGCUGGUAGGACCAUUCCUCAAAGGACUUUCAUCUGCAUUUACAGUCUUUAAAAAUAUUGAUUCAGAAGGGCUGAAUAGAAAUGUGCGUCACACAGAAAAAAAUGAAAAAGGCAUCUAUGCUUUUCCUUCCGCUUCCCAAUUCUGCACCGCUUUGUGUUGGUCCAGCAGAUAACAUCCCAUCGUUUGACGAAAUGUGAGGAAGUUCUAGGGCUGUGAACACUUUAGCAACCGUUGUCAGUUUGAUUUAUUAGUAUUUUUCACAUGCCAGCAAGCAUUUUGCGGUGAUGCCAGAGGAGAAACUAGCACAAAUCUUUGAGGCGCUUUAACACUGCGAGUCCUCAGCUCCCCACUGUCUUACAUUAAACGGACCACAUCCUCUCCUUGCCUCUAUGCAGGAAGCUCCACUGGGAGACCGUGGUUCUGUGCGCAUUUCCUCCUGAUGUCAUUCAAUAGCUGCACUUUUUUUUGUUCGUCGGGACUUCAGCUAAACAGUUACUGAGUGUUUUCUGUAGCGUCUGCUCGGGCCCACUUCCAUGAGCACCGUCAGUGCAGCACCUGACGUAGAGGCUGGGAGAGGAGGAGAGUUCUGCUGAGCAUCAGCAAAACCGACGGCAAGGAAGAGAGACAGGCAGGCAGCGUGGCAGCGGCACAAGAGGGGGGGAAAGCAAAGUAGUCCGUCAGAAAACCACCCUCAAAACAAUCUGUGCGAGAAUUCCUUCUGUCAGCAAAUCCUCUGGAGAAAGAGUCUCUUUGGACAGGGAAAAAAAAAAAAAACACUAAUGUACUUCAGAGCACACAACAGCAGCGCAGGCGUUCCCUUGUUCUCCCCUUGUUCUCCACAGCGGACCGACAAACGACUUGAAACGCUGCGGUCAAUGCUACGCUUUGGUUCUAACGUGCUCUGUGAUCCUCCACCCUCUGUUUUUUUUUUCUUCUUGUUUUCCCUACAUGCCGUUCCAGCCCAAGUCUUUUUUUUUUUCUCUCCCCUCCCUUUUUAAAUUGUGUUAUUUUAAGCGUUUCUACCUCAUAGCUACAGAACACCUGUGCUUUCUGAUCUAUGUGUUUCCAAAUAUCAACGUUUCUGAGAAAACUCCUAAAAAAAAUAAAUAAAAAAAGACAAAGAACAGGAGAGGAUGCCACCAUAAAGUUUGCGCAGUCUACCUCAGAUGACUGUACUUAAAACAUUUAGCUGAUGGUGCAACCGCAGGCUGCAGCAUAGCCUAGACUGUACGCUUGUGUGUGUGUGUCACCGUUUGUCCGAUCCGAGCUAUUUGCAGCACACACACACACACACACACACACACAGACUCAUGAUGCGGACGUGAAGAAGAAAAAAAAAAAAGAGAAAAAAAAUAUCCUUGCAAGCAAUUUGUUAGGAGUUGGGGUCAACUUAAAAGCUUAAAGGUGACCUGAAAAUGUAUAAUCCAAUACAUUUGCUUUAAUCCUUUGUGAACUACUGUGGUUGUGCGCGUGCGAAUGUGUAUAUACGUGGACACACUAUUAUUAUUUUUUUUUUUUUCAUUUAGUGUGUUGAAUUUUAUAAAUUGUUAGUAUAUAUAACACACUUGCACAACUUUAAACCAGAGUGUAACGUGUUUCUGUUGUACAUACCUAUACAUACAAUACAAAUGCACCACUUGUUUAUAUGUGUGAAUAUGUUGCCAUACUUGCAGUCAACUUAAAUGUAUUUUCAUGUAAUCUGAGGUACAAACAGCAACAAACGAUUCAUUAAAGACGUUUUCUUGGGA